Messenger RNA from Closterium sp. NIES-67, 3361 nucleotides. The record is from the annotation of a GenBank genome assembly. Lineage: Eukaryota; Viridiplantae; Streptophyta; Zygnematophyceae; Desmidiales; Closteriaceae.
CCUGGUCAGGCGCUGGCUUAGGUCCGGCCAGCAAUAUCUAGGUCGGUUUUCAGCAGUUAUCUUCUAACCUAAGUUCCGUUCCUUACCACCAGUCCGUGUUUUUCCGUCGCGUGAUGGGUCCGGAUGAGCGUCGCGUGGGAAAGCGCGAGGAGGAGGAGGAGGAGCGGCGGGGGGAGGAGGAUCCGUGGGACGAUGAGGAGUCGAGCGACGAGGAGGAGGGGGAGGAUCGGCGCAAGUGGAAGCGGAACAUGCCGCUGCUCUACGACUGGUUCGCCAACCACCACCUCGUCUGGCCGUCCCUCUCGUGCAGGUGGGGUCCGCUCGUGGAGGACCGGAAGCACAAGUACAAGCGACGGCUCUACCUAUCCGAGCAGACGGACGGCACAGUGCCCAACACUCUGGUGGUCUCCAACGCCUAUGUGGUCAAGCCACGUGUCGCCGCCCCAAGAGACAUCUGCCGGUUCAAGUACGACCGGCGGUCGCCCUUUGUGCGCAAGUUCAAGACGAUUGUGCAUCCAGGGGAGGUGAACCGCAUUCGGGAGCUGGUGCAGAACCGCAACAUCGUCUUCACUCACACCGACAGCCCCGACGUGCUCAUGUGGCACGUGGAGCGACACCCCUUCUGCACGCCCUCCUUCAACACGCCCACCUCAACCCCGGACCUGAUCCUGGUGGGCCACACAGACGAUGCAGAGUUCGCCAUGGCAACGAGCCCCGUUGCUCCCCUAGUCAUCAGCGGUGGGAAGGACCAGAACGUGUUGCUGUGGAACGUUGCCGACCAUGUCACAUCGCUGCAGUCUUCUGCUGCCCUCCGCAAGCCCCACCCCUCCUCCAAGGCAAAGGCUAAGCCAACUGCUCCCCCCUCCUUGGCUUCCCGCCGUGCCUCCUCGCCCCCCCCUUCCUCUCGCGCCCGCGCUGACUCCCCUGCUCGUAGCGGGGGGAGGGGGGGGGGAGGGGGCGGGGAUGGGGGAAGUGCAGCAGGGGAGGCAGAGAAGAAACGGAAGCGGGAGGAGGAGGGUGAGGCGAAGAGGGAGGAGAAAAAGGAGGGGGAGAAGGAGGAGGGCGGAGGGGAUGGGAAGGAUGUAGAGGUUAAAGCGGACGAGGGCGAGAAUGGAACGGGGAAGGACGGGGAGGGAAAGGUGAAAGACGGCGGGGAGGAAGAGAAGGAAGGGGAGGGGAAAGAGAAGGGGGAGGAUGAGAAAGUGAAGGAAGGGGCGGAGUCGAGGGAGGUGAAGGGUGAGGAGGAGAAGGUCCCCGAGGAAGAGGGAAAGGCUGCAGAGGAGGAAGAGAAGAAAGAGGAGGGUGACGGGAUGGGCAGUAAGGGGGAAACGUUGAAUGAGGAGGCAGAAACACAAGAAGGGGCUGACUCAAGAGAGGGGACAGAGGCAAAAGAGGGGAUAGAAGCAAAAGCGGAAGUAGAGACAAAAGAGGGGGCAGAGGCGAAGGAGGGGGAAGGGGCUGGAGAUGAACCAAAGGUACAACCCAAGGGGACAGAGGGCGAUGUGGAGAUGACUGAUGCUGGUGCUUCUACAGCUGAUGCUGCCGCUACAGCUGAUGCUGCUGCUUCAGCUGAUGCUGCCGCUACAGCAGACGCUGCCGAUACACCAGAUGCUGCCGCUACAGCUGACGCUGCUGCUACAGCUGAUGCUGGUGGUGCUACAGCUGAUGCCGCUGCUACAGCUGACGCUGCUGCAACAGCUGAUGCUGGUGGUGCUACAGCUCUUGACGCUGCUACAGCUGACGCUGCUGCAUCUGAUGCUGAUGCUGCUAAGGAUGCGGUUGGUACUAAUGGUGUUGCUGAUAACGGGGAUGCUCCUUCUGUAACUGGUGCUAAUACAAAGGAGGAGGCAGUGAAGAAUGAGGAAGGAAAGGGAUUGGAGGAAGGAAAGCAAGGUGAAGCAGGGGAAGAGCAGGAGACAGCGAAGGAGAAGGCAGAGAAGGAGGAGGACGGGGGGAAAGAGGAAGAGGCAGGGAGUGAGGAGGAGGGGAAAGAGGGUGAAGCAGGAAAGAAAGGGGGCGAUGGUGAUGCUGACACUCCUGACCCUGCUGCUGCAGACGCGGACAAACCUGCCGAGGCGGCAAAAGAGAGUGAAGGCAUGGAGGUGGAUACAGCAGGGGGAGUAGAGGGUGGGGGAGGGAAGGAGAAUGAUCAUGCAGGGAAGGAUAACGCACGGGGGGGAGAAGCUGACGGUGGGAGCAAGGAUGACAAGCCGGAGAAGGUGGCCAAGGAAGGUGAGGAGACUGAUAACAAGGACGUCAAGGCAACCAAGGAAGAGAAGAAGACUGACGAGACACCACCAACAGGAAUGGUUAUCGACGACGCAACUGCUGGUGGUGGCGGUGGUGCUGCUGCUAAAGAUGAUGCGGACACAGACGCCCAUACUGCAGGGAAGCCUGCUGCAGCACCCCGGCGCUCCCCCUCCCCCCCAAUCAAGCUGGGAGAAGCCCCCAAGUCCUCCAGCCUGGCGCCCCGCGGGGUGUUCAAGGGGCACACAGCGACCGUGGAGGACGUGUGCUUCCACCCCUCGCACUCGCAGCAGUUCUGCUCCGUGGGCGACGACGGGAAGCUGCUGUUGUGGGACGCCAGGACGGGCGGGGAGAAGGGCCCAUGCCAGCGGGUGGACAAGGCGCACGAUGCUGACGUGCACUGCGUGGACUGGAACACGCGGAACGAGCACCUGGUAGUGACGGGGGGUGCGGAUAAGAGUGUGAGACUGUUUGACGUGCGGAAGCUGGGGGGCGGGCCGUUGGGGAGGGCGGAGGGGGAGGGUGGUGGGGGUGUGGAGGGGAGGGGGAAGGCGAAGGCAGCGCAUGUGUUCCGGGGAGGGCAUAGAGCAGCAGUGCUGUCCGUGCAGUGGUGCCCCGACAGCCCCUCUGUGUUCGCCAGCUGUGCAGAGGACGGCCUCGUCAACAUCUGGGACUGCUCCCUGCUGCACGUGGAGGCAGUCAAGUCGUCUCGGGCUGACGGUGUGCCGCCAGGGUUGCUAUUCCAGCAUGUGGGCCACCAGGACCGAGUGAUAGAAUUUCAGUGGGCACCAAAGGACCCCUGGACGUUUGCAAGUGUGUCAAGCAAUGUGAACAAGAGGAGGGGAGGAGGGACGCUACAGAUGUGGCGGGUUCUGGAUCUUAUUUACCGUCCAGCUAAAGAUGUCGUUAUUGACCUUAACCGUUACGUCUAGUAACCUUCUACUAAACGUAGGAAAUAAUUUCGCUGGUAGGUGUUGAUUUCCAGCUUUUGGCUGGAAGCCCAAGCUAAUUUACUAACGGAUGUGGGUGGGAUGACAAUGUUCCACUUCAGACUCCCUUACCCUGAUACAUGUAUGUAUCUUCGAUAUGUGAGAAGCGUCAGAUAAGAGGGCAA